AUGUCCGUCACAAUCGAAUCUAUAAAGGUUUAUGUUGACCAAUUUAUUCAAAAUUUUGAUUAUGCUGAUGCUAUUUUUCUUGCUGAACGUCUGUACGCGGAAGUGAAAAAUGAUGAAUCAAUUUAUUUAUUAGCUCGUACUUAUUAUUUAAGUGGUAAUAUUAACAAGUCCUAUUGGUUAUUGCGCAAUUCAUCGAUUGAACAUGUACCUAAUGCUAAACUUCUUCUAGCUAAAUGCUGUUUUGAUACAGAGAAACUGUAUGAAGCUGAAUCAAUACUUGUUGGUAAUUGUUCAUCUAUAAGCGCACUUGGAGUAGAUGAUUUUAUUAAUGAUCAUGGUGAUCAAGCAGCAUAUGCAUUACAAUUAUUAGCAAAAGUUUGCGAGAAAUCAGAUCGUAACCAAAAAGCAAGUGAAUGUUAUCGAAAAUCAUUAAAAUUAAAUCCUUUUCUAUGGUCAUCUUUUGAAGCAUUAUGCCGACUUGGUGAACGUGUUGAUACAAGUAUAUUUUGUUCAUCUGCAAUUAAAUCCAAUCAAUCCAUAAUUGAAUAUAAUCAAUCACAAACGUGUCUGACACCUUAUACAGAACUAAUAAAAGAUAUUCCAAGUGAAAAUCAAGUUACAGAAAAUUCAAUGAAUAUAAGUUCAAAUAUUCCUAUAAAAGAACGAUCUCAACAACGUUUAUUGCAAGCUCCAGCAACUGUGAUGAAACUGACUGAUUCUAUUCUAAAUGUUGACUCAACAAAUAUUUCUGGAGUCAUAACAUCAACACCGAUUGGCUUACUUUCUGAACAACUACAAGAUAAUGAUAAAUAUACUCCACCAACUAUAAAACCUCCUGAUUACAUACCAACAAUACGUAAUCCACCACUAGCACCCAAACGACAAAAUACUCGAAUGAUACAACAGUAUGGAUUUGAUGAUGUAACAACAUCCACGUCAACAACAGCAAUCUUACAUAGACAUGAAAUCGCAUCAACAUCUAUAAGUGAUACGCGCAAAGCAACUACUAGUACACGAAAGGAAAAUAAAUCAAUUCGUGCAACAACAAAACGUAAUACACGUGUAACAAAAACACGUCCACCAUGUACAGAUGUGACUAUAACACCAGUACCAUCAUCCGAAUCUCCAAAUAAAAUGACAACAAGAUCACAAGUACGAUCAAGUAAUACAAAUUUAAACUGUUCUACUGACACAGAGACAAUAAAUAAACGAGAGCGUCAAAGAAAAAGUCAAUCAAAUCAACGGACAUCUGAAAUAGUUGAAAAUAUCAUAAAUGUAUUUAAAUUACUUGGCCAAGGACUUCAACAUCUGUCUCAAUUUGAAUGUCGACAAGCUAUUGAAUUAUUUGAAACGAUAUCAUUGAAACACCUUCAUACACCUUGGAUAUUAUCACAUUUAGCUAAUUGUUAUUAUCAUUUACAUGAUUAUCAAAAAUCAUCACUGAUCUAUCGAGAAUUGCGUACUAAAUUUCCAUAUCAUAUUGAUGGCCUAGAAUAUUAUAGUACUGUUCUUUGGCAUUUAAAAGAUGAUAUUGCAUUAGCAACAUUAGCUCAUGAACUAAGUGAAACUGAUCGGAAACAUCCAGCUAGCUGGUGUGCAUCAGGAAAUUGUCUUAGUCUUAAUCAUGAAUAUGAUAAAGCAAUUCAAGCGUUUAAACGCGCCAUUCAAUUAGCACCCGAGUCUGACUAUGCGUAUACAUUAUUAGGCAAUGAAUAUUCAUUAGUUGAUGAACUUGAACGAGCUAUGGCAUGUUUUCGUAAAGCCAUUCAAUUGAAUUCAAGAAGUUACAAAGCAUGGAAUGGUAUGGCAAUGGUUUAUUUAAAACAAGAAAAGUUUCAAUCAGCUGAAUUUAAUUUCACAAAAGCAACUAAUAUAUUUCAGACUAAUCCAGAUCUUAUUUGUCAUCUAGCAGUUGCCCAACAUAAAUGUAACAGAUCUGAAGGUGCAUUAUCAUUACUUAAUGAUGCACUUAGAAUUGAUUCAAAAAAUGCUUUAUGUAAAUUUCAUAAAGCUGGCCUCUUACUACACCUUGAACGAUAUCAUGAAGCGCUAACAGAACUUGAACAAUUACGACAAAUAGCACCCAAAGAAUCACUUGUCUAUUAUUUGCUUAGUAAAGUACAUCGGCAUUUAAAAAAUUUCCAUUAUUCAUAUAUGUACAUGUCUUGGUGUAUGGAUCUUGAUCCGAAGGGUGCUAAUAAUCAACUAAAAGAAAACGCCGAUAAACUCUACUCAAAAGAUGAAGAUCUUCUACUCGGUAUGGAAGAUUUAGCAUCGUCUGUGACUGAAGAUGAUCAAAGUCAAAUGCAGUCACAAAGUUCUCUUCAAGAUAUACAACCAAUGGAUUCAAGUGAAGAAAUUCUAUAA
Molecule: messenger RNA, 2367 nt
Organism: Rotaria socialis
Lineage: Eukaryota; Metazoa; Rotifera; Eurotatoria; Philodinida; Philodinidae
Source: the annotation of a GenBank genome assembly